Bipolaris zeicola 26-R-13 is the source of this 4056-nucleotide messenger RNA. RefSeq lists its product as uncharacterized. Gene Ontology annotation, cellular component: membrane. Lineage: Eukaryota; Fungi; Ascomycota; Dothideomycetes; Pleosporales; Pleosporaceae. Bases 1 to 4056 code for a protein of 1351 amino acids. Gene Ontology annotation, biological process: transmembrane transport. The transcript has 6 exons. Gene Ontology annotation, molecular function: ATP hydrolysis activity; ATP binding; ABC-type transporter activity. The record is from RefSeq and is a predicted model, not a curated record.
AUGGACACUACGAAUACUCGACCGCCACUUCGGCCGGCAGCUGGUCCUGAGGCAGAGAACGCUGCGCUCUCUGUUCAAGUGCUCGAAAGAGGGACACGAGAGAAAGACAGCGCCGUCGAAGCCAUUGGACGGGAUGGAGAUGUGCCCGCGAAGUUGAAUCACGUUCUUCAGGCUGGCAUAAAAAAUUACUUUCGGAUCUUUUCUUACGGAACGAAACUAGAUAUCGUACUUAUACUAUUGUGUUGUAUCACUUCAAUAGGCUCAGGGGUCGCUUUCCCUUUGAUGAACAUCGUUUUUGGUCAAUUAGUGGGCUCAUUUACCAACUACUUUAUCCCAGGAACGACAAUGUCAUCUGGCGAAUUUCAAGCGGAGAUCAACAAGCUGACACUUUAUUUGAUCUAUCUCUUCAUUGCCAAGUUCGUGUUGUCAUACAUCUCCAUGGUGACAAUCCGAACCAGCGGUCUCCGAAUUUCUUGUGCCCUACGGCUAGCCUACUUGCGAGCUUUGUUCGCACAGCCAGUGAGUGUUAUUGACACUAUAAGUCCUGGAAAGGUAUCAACUCGUGUUACGACCUCUUCUAAUAUCGUACAAACCGCUAUAUCACAGCACUUGGCUAUGCUUUUUCAAUCACUCGCGUUCACAAUCGGAGCAUAUGUUGUAGCAUUUGUAAAAAGCCCGCUGCUUACCCUAGUCGCCUCUAGCUCAGUAACGUUCGUCUUAGUCAUCUCUGGUGCCAUACUGCCGCCAUUCAUAAGGAUACACAAGGUCACCGAAAAGUACCAUGAGGAUGCUUCAGCCAUAGCAUUUGAGAUAUUCUCGUCUGUCCGCAUCAUUGCUGCGUUUGGCGCAGAAACAAGAAUGGCGACACGGCAUGAAGAAAUGAUAGACAAAGCGGCGAAGAAUGAACGGAAGGCUGCACCUUUGAUGGGUCUUAUCAUGUCGCCUAUGAUGGUUGGACAGUACGGUACCUUCGCUCUCACCUUCUGGUUUGGCAUCAAACGAUACUCUGAAGGGCAGGAAGACACCAUCGGAACCAUUACUGUUGUCCUAUUUUCAGUACUGAUGGCAACGAUGAAUCUUACCAGAAUCGUCUCUCCUACCAUUGCUAUCACAAAAGCCUCAUCUGCUGUUACAGAACUGUUCGCCACUAUUGAUGCCCCAGUCCCAAACACCACUGGGCUGAAAGAGCCAGACAUCACCGCUGAUGCCGAUAUCACUUUUCAGAGUGUGAGAUUCUCGUAUCCUAAUAGGCCAGAUACGCAGAUCCUCAAUGGGCUUGAUUUUGUGUUUGAAGCUGGCAAAGUCACUGCUAUCGUAGGUCCAUCUGGGAGUGGAAAGUCUACCAUUGUAGGCUUGUUGCAACGAUGGUAUGAUCUCCACGGUAUGACAGCCCCAGCUGCACCAGAUAGCUGUAUGCACAAUUUAACGUCCGACGUCGAAGCGUCUCAAGAGAAGGAGGAUCUCAGAAAUUUUAAAUGGGGCCAGAAUCACAAUACUCUCAAGUGUAACGAUAAAAAAGAGUCCGUGAAGAAAGCCGGAAACAAUAAAUGCAAGGAAAAAGAGCUCGAACUGGGUCCAAAUAUAUGCACUGGCAGGAUAAAGAUUGGCGAUACUGACAUAAGACAAAUCGAUCUCAAGUGGUGGCGCGCCCAGAUAGGUCUUGUGCAACAAGAGCCUUUCCUAUUCAACGAUACACUCUACAACAAUGUCGCUUCUGGACUCAACGGUACGAGCUAUGAUGGUUUGUCUGAAGAGGAAAAAAAGAGGAUGGUUGAAGACGCCUGUCGCGAAGCCUGUGCUGAGGAGUUUAUCUUAAAGUUACCUGAAGGGUACGAAACCAUGCUAGGAGAAAGCGGUAUCAAGUUAUCAGGAGGACAACGCCAACGGGUUUGCAUCGCAAGAAGCAUCAUCAAGCAGCCGCCUAUAUUGAUCCUGGAUGAAGCAACCAGCGCUAUCGACGUCAGAACUGAGCGCAUUGUGCAGCAAGCACUUGAUCGUGUCUCAAGAAACAGGACAACUAUCGUCAUUGCCCAUCGGCUUUCUACCAUUAGACGAGCUGAUAAGAUCAUUGUUUUACGUCAAGGGAAACUAUUCGAGCAAGGAACACAUGAGGACCUACUAAAAAUAAACGGAGGUAUCUACUACGGCUUAGUUGAGGCACAAAAAAUCGCAAUAGAAGCCGGAAACGAUAUCAACGUGGAUGCGCCAGAAAAGGUUAAAAGUUUGGAUACUGUGCUCGUCCGAGAAAAUGCUGAAAGCAUUCGUCCUAACAAAGUAGCAGACCCAAAGUACAAACAACAAGGGCUAAUUGGCAGCUUCGGCCGUUUGAUCUAUGAGCAACGUCGUCAUUUGGUAUUGUAUAGUGCGGCCACCUUUGGUAUCCUAGCCAGUGGCGCGGUCUACCCACUUCAAGCCUAUAUCUUCUCCAGCGCCAUCAAUGUGUUCACAUUCCCAAUAGACAAACUUGUCAGGCAAGGGAACUUCUGGGCAGGCAUGUUUGGUGUACUGGCAGGAGGCACUUUUAUAUCAUACUUUUUCAUGGGGGCUGCGUGCCAUCUCAUGUCAACUACAAUCACGGCAAAGUACAGGCAAGAAUAUUUGGUCAACCUCAUACGCAAACGCAUAACAUUUUUCGACGUUCAAAGGCAUAGUCCAGGGUCUCUUACGGCAGCCUUGAGUUCAGACAGUACACAGAUCCAGCAGCUGAUGGCGACAGAGAUGUCCAUGGCGCUUGUUGCCGUUGUCAACCUUGUUGGUUCCGUCAUCAUAUCCUUUGUCUACGGCUGGAAACUCUCCCUCGUCAGCCUGUUCACCACUUUACCGUUAAUUCUUGCUGCUGGCUAUCUUCGCAUGCGUCUCGAAAUGCAAUUUGAAAAGACAAAUGCCAAGGUUUUCGAAGGUAGUAGCCAAUUUGCUGCUGAAGCUGUUGGCGCUUUUCGUACAGUGCUCAGUCUUCUUAUGGAAGACAGGAUCACUGAGCACUAUAAGGAUUUGCUCGAGGGCCAUGUCACAAAGGCUUUUCAUAGCGCAAAAUACAGUACUACUAUCUACGCAGCGAGCGACAGUAUUGAGCUAGCUUGUAUGGCUCUUGCAUUUUGGUAUGGUGGUACGUUGCUUGCGUCCCGCGAGUACAACAACGUCGACUUCUUUGUAAUCUACCAAGCCAUUAUCCAAGGCUCGAUCGCAGCAGGCACGUUCUUCUCGUUUGCCCCAAACAUGGCGCAGGCAGCUAAUGCCGCCAACCGCAUUCUCAGCAUGCGUCCACUAAAAACUCGAGCUCCAUCUUCUUACCCACGUUUGAUGGAGACGUCAGAAGGCGUGGGUAUUGAUUUCCAGAACGUUUGCUUCGCAUAUGAGUCCCGCGAAAUUCCAGUGUUGUCGAACCUCAAUUUGCAAGUUCAGCCAGGUCAAUUCACUGCUCUCGUGGGUGCAUCUGGGUCCGGAAAAUCAACUGCCAUUUCGCUGCUAGAGCGCUUCUAUGACGCAUCAUCUGGGCGCAUUCUAUGCAAUGGACAGGAUAUUAUUGCUCUCGAUCCCUCAGAAUAUCGUAAGCAAAUUAGUCUGGUCAGCCAGGAGGCCACACUCUACGAAGGCACGAUUCGAGAAAACAUUGCACUCUCCGUUGACACCGCAAGCGACAAGGAGAUUGAGCAUGCAUGCCGCGAUGCACAAAUUCAUGAUUUCAUCACCUCGCUCCCAAACGGAUACAAUCAGCGUCUCGGACCAAAAGGCAUGUCCUUGUCUGGGGGGCAAAAGCAGCGUCUAUCACUUGCCCGUGCCCUACUUCGAAAACCAAAACUCCUGCUUCUUGACGAGGCGACCUCUUCUCUAGACUCAGAGUCUGAGAAGUUGGUUCAAGAAGCGAUUGAGCGCGUCGCAGCAGAGGGGUGCAGAACCGUGAUUGCCGUUGCACAUCGACUUGCUACGAUCCAGAAAGCUGAUGUUAUAUUCGUGUUGGGGAGUGGCAAGGUGCUCGAGAGAGGCGAUCAUCAGGAACUGUUAAGGAAGAGGGGUAUUUAUUGGCAGAUGUGUCAAGCUCAAGCUUUGGACGAUUAA